GUCGUCUCUUCCUGACAUUUGUGAUAUUGCAGUUGUAUGCUGGAGAACAUCUUCUAUGAGGUAAAGAGCAAAUUUGAGACAGCCCUUGGGAUCCUACAAAAGGAAAAGAUCACGAUUGAUCCUGAUGAUCCUGCAGCAGUGUCUCAGUAUGCAAAGCUUAUAAGGACUAUUAGAGAAAAGGCGGACUUAUUCUCAGAGUCUCAACGAAUUAAAUACAGCAUUGAACAACAGACAAAAGGCAUUCCUGAUGCUCGGACAUAUUUGUUGACACUACAAGAGAUACGAAUCAAGAGUGGCCUCACUGAUGACCUAGGUGCUGAGGCUAUGAUGAUGGAAGAAUUAGAAAGGGUUGAGAAAGAGAUUAAGAAGCCUCUUAUGAGGUCUGACAAGAAGAAUAUGGGUCUUCUCUUAGCUGAGUUUGACAAGACCAACAAAAAACUUGGCAUUAGAAAGGAAGAUCUUCCCAAGUAUGAGGAAGAGCUGGAACUGAAAAUCGCUAAAGAACAGUUGCAGGAGCUAAAGAAGGACGCCCUGGAGGCAAUGGAGACCCAGUUGAAGAGGGAGGAAUUCAAGGAUGAGCAGAUGGUUGAUGUGAAAUCACUGGACAUACGGAACUUCAUCUGAGAUUAAUGUCUUCUAUGAUCCAAAUACCAAUGGUUUUGUCUCUUUCUUUAUCUUCUCCGGUGUUUCUAAAAAGUUUGUUGCUACCAGCAGCAAUAUUGGGGAAAUGCUGUUAACUGGCUUUCUUUAGUCUGUAAUAAUAUAGCAGCCAAAUAUGCCGCCUGUUGUGCCUC
Phoenix dactylifera (date palm) is the source of this 794-nucleotide messenger RNA. RefSeq names its product putative ATP synthase 24 kDa subunit, mitochondrial. Lineage: Eukaryota; Viridiplantae; Streptophyta; Magnoliopsida; Arecales; Arecaceae. The record is from RefSeq and is a predicted model, not a curated record. Gene Ontology annotation, biological process: pollen development.